Rotaria sordida is the source of this 294-nucleotide messenger RNA. NCBI's taxonomy places the organism in Eukaryota, Metazoa, Rotifera, Eurotatoria, Philodinida, Philodinidae. The record is from the annotation of a GenBank genome assembly.
AUGCUAAAAAAUCUAAUACCAAGACAACCUAUUCAUAGUGUAGAAAUCGAUCCUGAUGCUCAUAGUCAAGCUUAUUUUGCUUUAUGCUCUGUGCCAUCAUUAUCACAAACAAAUACUUGGAAAUUGAAUGCUACACUUUCAACUACCAUUCCAAAUGCAACACAUUAUUUUUUAUUUAGUGAUUGUCUUUCGGCUAUUGGUAAUGAUGAACCAACCCUAUUGAAUAAUUUGACACCAAAACCAACAUGGAUAUUUAAUGCUAAUUCUGUACAUAAACAAAGUAAUUUUCUAUAG